AUGAACUUUCAAGAUAACGAGAAGAACAGUAUCCAGUCUCUUCUGGCCGUCCUUCGCUCGACGCAAGAUGCGCCCACAGCCGCCUCCUCAGGUCUGCAGCUCGCAGAGUCCCCAGGCAAGGUAUUACCAUCGCCAUCUCGUGCGCUAUCUCGCGGUCAUUCUGGCUCGAUAGCCACAUCGUCGUCAACGGGCACAGCGGCACUACCUUCGACGCAACAGCUCAAUGAUCUACUUCGGUCCGUCAAUGGCGGUCGGCAUCCGCCCGGCGGAUCGGCGGGUACGCCUUCGUCCGGGUCUGGCAGCCAGGUAUCGCGAAACCUCAUUGAGCCUUUCGGGCCAGUGAAGGACUGGCUCGCCCCGUCUCCCGUCCGGAAUGGGAGCGGAUCCCAGAGCCCGGCGGAAGAGGGAGGUGCCGAAGUGAAGACGGGGGAUAUAAGCACGAUGCCAUUUGCCAAGGCUUUACCGAAGCUUGGGGAGAUGAUAGGCGAUGAGCGCUUCAUGUCGGAGCUUCGCAAGAUGAAAGCAGACCAGGAUGCCCUUGAGAGACGUAUGUGGGCCAAGCAAGAGAAGAUUAAGGCGGACCAUGAGCGGUCUAUUCUGGCCGAACGGGAGAUCUCCCGGAUAGCCCGGAAACCCAUCUCUGCGGAGAAAAGAGCACAAUGGGAUACGACCCUCGACCUGAGUCUACGAGACUUCCAGCGCCAGACCUGCCUGCCGUUUCUAGAUGCCCUAUCGGUGCGACAGCGGGAAAGGCUGAAAGAGCUGGGCGUGCCGGGUCUAGGAGGUGAUCCGGCCGAUGAGGGCACGAUAGGAAGGUGGAGGCGGAUCAUGGGGAUGCUCCAGGCGGGGCUGGAGGAGUAG
Dioszegia hungarica is the source of this 861-nucleotide messenger RNA. RefSeq lists its product as uncharacterized. The transcript has 6 exons. Bases 1 to 861 code for a protein of 286 amino acids. Lineage: Eukaryota; Fungi; Basidiomycota; Tremellomycetes; Tremellales; Bulleribasidiaceae. The record is from RefSeq and is a predicted model, not a curated record.